CUCGUGGAUGCCGGUAUAAAUAUCCCAGAGGAACAGGACUGAAGGAACAGACCUGACGUGGUGUGUGUGAAGAACAUGACGAUGGAUUUACUGCCGCUGUUUGUGUUUCUUCUGCUCUGCGCCGUCCAUCAGACCUUCACAGCUGCUUUAGGUAGAAACCUGUUCACAGAGAGAGCCUGCUGCAGACGCCAGAGUCAUGUCAUCUACAUCGGCAAAGAUAUUUCUGGCAGUCCAGUGAAUGUUGAUGUGGGCGUGUGCAGAACGCAUUGUGGCCAAUCAGCGCGUGCCACGUCAUUAGAGGCGGGGCUGAGGGCUUCCAAAUAUUCCUCAAUGCUCGAUUUCCUGAGACACAAAAAGAUGAGACGUCUGGAUCCAUCGUCAUCAUCCUCAGACCCCAUGAGCGGUUCCCCGUCCUGCGGACUGAGCUCCAGCUGUGAGCCGGCCGGGGUCCGUGUGGACCGUGUGAUGCUGUAUGAAGGUCUGCGGGAGGUGGAGAUCAUUGAGGACUGUCACUGCGAAGCCAAAAUGAGCCAGUGUGUCCGAGCACCAUCGCUGAAAACAUACUACUCCGGGACCCCGUAUGAGACCGUUAUAGACGCAGGCAAAUGUGUCGGAUCCAAAGGGGCACCGGAGGGAUUUUCAUGCGUUCCCACUAAGUUUGAUUCCACCCUCAUUGAAACUCCGAACAAAGUGGAGCUGAUCCAAACAGUGGCUCAAUGCAAACUGAUGGAGGGAUGUUACCGUAUCCCGUAUGUAGAGUAUCAUUACGAGAUCACGUACAACGAUGAUGGAGUCCAAGUAGAAAGUCUGAGGGAAAUAGAUGUUGGCAGAUGUUUGGGAAGCUGCACCUCAGGGAGCCGCUGUCUUCUCAGGAGUGCGUCAGAUCUCGGGGAAUGUCUGCUGUGGGCUGAAGGACAGGGCAACGCUUGUGUUCCUCAAGACUACGAGAGCCACACUUUCCUCAGUCAACAUGGCCAAAUCCGCACCGUUCUGGCCAUCACUUCCUGUCUGUGCCAGUCUUAAUCACAGCGCCGCCUACUGGAAGACUUCAGCGACUGCAGUGGAAACAUGAAUUGGAUCAUUUGCACAGCCCUAAUGCCAGGUUUAGGGUUGUGCAUUAAUGAACGGCAGUUUAAAGGCAUGAUGCAAUAUUUCUGUAAUAUAUGUAAAUUAUGUAAAAAGUAUUUUGUAAAUAAAAUCUAUGUGAGAAAGU
Messenger RNA from Megalobrama amblycephala (Wuchang bream), 1213 nucleotides. It is a transcript of the gene pnhd, whose product is annotated as pinhead. The record is from RefSeq and is a predicted model, not a curated record. Lineage: Eukaryota; Metazoa; Chordata; Actinopteri; Cypriniformes; Xenocyprididae. The coding region runs from base 76 to 1023 and encodes 315 amino acids. The transcript has 7 exons.